Messenger RNA from Perognathus longimembris pacificus (Pacific pocket mouse), 993 nucleotides. RefSeq names its product olfactory receptor 3A3-like. Gene Ontology annotation, molecular function: G protein-coupled receptor activity; olfactory receptor activity. Bases 1 to 993 code for a protein of 330 amino acids. Gene Ontology annotation, cellular component: membrane. The record is from RefSeq and is a predicted model, not a curated record. The transcript has 2 exons. NCBI's taxonomy places the organism in Eukaryota, Metazoa, Chordata, Mammalia, Rodentia, Heteromyidae. Gene Ontology annotation, biological process: G protein-coupled receptor signaling pathway.
AUGGAUGAGGAGCCUGUGCAGACACGUAGAGAGGUGCAAGUUUCUGCGUGUGCUUCCAUGCAGCUGGGGAAUGGGACUUCAGUAUCUCAGUUUCUUCUGGAAGGCCUGACAGACACUGAGGAGUUGAAGCCCCUGCUGUUCAUCGUAUUUUUGCUAAUCUAUCUAGUGGCUGUGGUUGGAAAUGUGGGCAUGGCUAGUCUUAUUGUUAUAGACUCCCGACUCCACACUCCUAUGUACUUCUUGUUAGGCAACCUUUCGCUGCUGGACACUGCCUACAUCUCCAAUACAGUGCCUCAGGUGCUGGUGCAUCUGCUGGUUCCCGUGCGGACCAUGUCCCAUCACGCAUGUCUCACUCAGAUAUUCUUUCUCCACUUCUUGGCACCCUGGGAGUGCUUCUUGCUCACAGCCAUGGCCUAUGACCGCUAUGCAGCCAUCUGCCAGCCACUACACUACCUAGUCUUGAUGGGUCAACACACUCAAGCAACACUGGCUUCAAUCUCCUGCCUUCUUGCCUUGGCUAAUGCACUCACCCACACCAUUCUUGCAGCCCAACUCAAGUUCUGUGGACCUCGCAUAAUCACACACUUCUUUUGUGAUCUCCCUCCCCUACUGAGACUCGCUUCCACCAGCACACAGGCCAAUGAACUUGCCCUGUUCUUUUUCAGCUUUCUGGUAGCUCUUAUACCCUGUGCUCUGGUCAUGCUCUCCUAUAUUCAUGUCGUGGCUGCAGUUCUCAGGAUUCGUUCCAGUGAGGGCCGAAGGAAGGUGUUUUCCACCUGUGCUGCUCACCUCACCAUGGUGUGUAUUUUCUACCUUACUUCAGUACUCUGCUACAUCCUACCCAGUUCUGCAUACUCUGGCUUGCGAGAUCGAUUGUUCUCAGUGCUGUACACGGUCCUCACUCCCAUGCUCAACCCAGUCAUCUACAGCAUGCGAAACAGUGAAGUGAAGAGGGCAUUGCUCAAGGUCUUUGGGAAAGAGAGGGCCUGCUAA